AUGGAAGUCCACACACCUAUAUCUACGCCCAGAAGUAAGAAUGUCCACUCUCCUCCUAGCGUUGGAAGUAUUUCUCCAGCGUCGACGAGAAAUUUCAAGAAAUUCUCGGGUAACGUUUUCACUCGAGUGAACUCUGGAAUUCGCAGCUUGAGCACGUCGAAUGCUUCUUCACCAGCUAACUAUCACCACACUUUUGAGGAGCGUCCACGCAUUGUACAAAGAAACUCUUCUAGAUUUGCACCUUGCGAAAAUAGAGAUUACGAAUUUGGCCCUUCUUCGCUUCCACAGGCAAAACCGGUUAUGAACAUCGGCAAAAGGCGUACUAAUGCGCCAGCCCCUUUGCACCUGAGUCCCAUCACGCCCCGUCCCACGCCUCGCAAAUCUCACAGUACCAGCACUAAAGUCGCACCCUGCUUGGCAUCACCCAUGGAUUUUAGAAGAUCAGAUUACUCCUCGUCAGACUGUGCUAGUUGGGUCACUGCAAGUUCCGUGGAUCCACGCAGAUGUCUCGAUUUCAGUGUACAAGCAUCUGCCAAGAGCCAUUGCACUAUCGACCAACCAAUAUUUAGAGACCCUUGGGGAGAUAUGUAUCCCGAGGUAGAAUCCCCGACAUGCGCUGCAGAACUUCGGAAAAAUGUCGCUCUACUCUCGGGAGGACCGAAGAAUUUUGCUGCAAGCAGCUGCAGCAUUUGCAGCGAAAGCUUUGCGUGUGCGUUAGACGGCGAGAAAUUGAUCGAACUGUCUUGCAACCACCAAUGCCAUUACAAUUGCUUUCUGGUAUCUUUAGAAGCCCUUCUUCCUGCGAACGCCUUCCCAAAAUGUUCGAUAUGUGGUGGCCACUCUAAACCCAAAAGGGAUGAUGUCGUUAGUGAGAUUACGACAAAAAUUCUGUGCGGAGGGUUCGCCUUUCCUGACACAGCCGACAGCGAAAGCUUUUUCACCGCAAGCAACGUGAAAGCUCAAGUUUUUAAUCAAUCCGAUGACACUGGGAAUCGCAAGAGUGGCCGAAAAUGCGAUCUUAGAACACCUUACGAUCAGGUCAUCAAAAGCGCCGAUAUAACCAUUGAUGGUUUCAAGAGUUACGGCGGUUACGACGCAUCGCCCGAAAAUCUACGUACUCCCUCAAGUCAAAACAGCUCUUUUCGAUCAAGAAGUAUUGCCUCUAAAGGCGAUGGGUUUGAACAUGACUUGGACCUCAGUAAACCUCGCAUUCAUUUAGUACCACAGCUGUCGAAGUUUAACAUAAAUGAGGAUGCCCCGGUUGCCAAAGUACAAUACGUCAUGACAGCGUAUCUGCCAAAAUGCAGCAGUGUUGCCGAGACCGCAAGUUUACUGAGAAAAAAGGAAGCACGUAUUCGCAACGAGAUACAGAAUCAUGUGGAAGGAAUGCUUCAGCUUUCGGUUUCAACUGGACCAUUACAAACAUUCGAUAAAAUGAGCUAUUCGGAAGACGAGGACACUUGGACGACUGUCACCGCUUUUAUGUUCCAAGAACGACUCGUGCUCGUAGCCGGCGAGAGUGUUAUUGGAAAUGUCAGCAGAGACCAGGUUUCACAGUUGCACCAAUUGGAUCCAAAUACAAUAAUAGUGAAUCUUAAGUGCAAGCUUCUGCCAGAAAUCUUCCUUCGAUGUGAUGACAGCGUUGGCGUCAUUCGUAAGUGGUUUUACUACCUUAAACACGUCUACUUGACAUCAGAAGAUCUAAGUUCUUCUGUUGUUCCACUUGAACAGUUAACGUGCAAUAAUUGGCAGAUUCUUCCUGAAUCAAUAACUCAGCCAAUACGUCCCAAAUCGGCGGAACUUGUUGACGAUACAGAAGUUGAGUCUCGCUCGAGUGUUUUUGCUCCACACGGCAGGCUACCAAUCAAAAUCGUUGUAUGCAUCAGUAUCAUAAAUUGUCACCCAGAGCUUCAUUCCAAUGAGGAACACCUUCUCACCUUAAAAUCAAAGUUAGUACAGUGCCUAAGUUGCCUUUCCAGACAGGAUUUGGUCGGACUUGUUGUCGUAGGCAGAGAUGGUCUUGGCAGGGUUGGGCCAUUCGGGACGUUCAUUGGCAUGGUCCAAAAAGACUGGGAUGGUCUUCUUGAAUUUGUCGAUGGUCUGGUGGUUCACAGUAACGACAAUUUUUUUGAAAAUGACGUUUCUGAACUAACAGUGAUGCUUGAAACAUGCCACAAGCUGAUCUGCACGAUAGAGCAAAGUCAGCACGACAUUCAGCAGCUUGUUAUAAUAGGAAAUGACUUUCCCGCGCGUGCGUUGGCUAAUAAAGAUGAUUCUCAAAUACGGAAGAUUAAAAACAAGCUUGAUUUCAUCGUUAAGGACUUACGAUUUUCAAUCCAUCAUCACUUCACAUGCAAUAGUCGAGUGCUGUUGAGCGAUUUGGUCGAAGGGCAUUUCUACAAUGUCAUAUCUACGGGCUCUGAAGCUCUCAAAGACUUCUCCAUUGGAGAUCUGAUAGCAGGACUUCAUGAAAGUUUUGUCAAGUCAUUUUCCGCGAGUCUACGUUGUGCGGAUAGUUCUGUGGCCCGGUUUUCUUCUGUCGAGCGCAACGGUCGAUUGAUCGAGUUAGUGCAAUCUGUCGAGGAAGUGGUUCUUGAAUUUGGAUGCCUUCGGCCCGGACAGGUUAAAAGUGUUUUACUGGAAAUUCAAAUUGAUGUUCCCCGUCUGCGACAGCGUCUUGAACAUUACGUUUUAUCACGCGAAGCAUCUUCUUCCCUCCUCCAAUAUUCCUCUCAGUGGUAUGAUCACUCUGGAUUAUUGACUCACCAAGGUUACUCUUUAGGAUGCGAUUUCAAGUUCAGCUCCUGUGGAACAACGGUCUCUUUGGCGUCUGCAGUGCAAGCCUCGUUGACUUCUCCUUUCCAGGAUCCUCAAGAGAGUGACAUAGAAACUUUGAACAUAUCUCUUGCGCCCCCAAUGUCGGCGUCCCGGGACAUGAUUUUUGCGUCACGUCAAAUGGAACUACUUAUCGCUGAAACACUCAUGAACGUGUUGGUUGAAGUAACUGUUGACGUGAGCUCUGUUUUAAAUCAGCUCAUCUCCAUGGUAUUCUGCAUCAGCCGUGACUGUGUCUGCAAUGAUCCUAGGUUUUAUCGGCUUGUCAAACUCGAGCCUCUCGGUCGUUAUGCCGAAAAGUUGAGCGCGCAGUUGUAUCACAUCACAAAGCUGUGCUCAAGUCAAAGCAGCGAAGACCAGGCUUUGUCAAGGUGGGAGAUGUGUGCAAUGCGCGGUCGGUUAAUCUGUCAAGAGAGGCUGUAA
Messenger RNA from Lachancea sp. 'fantastica', 3258 nucleotides. The record is from the annotation of a GenBank genome assembly. Lineage: Eukaryota; Fungi; Ascomycota; Saccharomycetes; Saccharomycetales; Saccharomycetaceae.